Aspergillus fijiensis CBS 313.89 is the source of this 313-nucleotide messenger RNA. RefSeq lists its product as uncharacterized. NCBI's taxonomy places the organism in Eukaryota, Fungi, Ascomycota, Eurotiomycetes, Eurotiales, Aspergillaceae. The record is from RefSeq and is a predicted model, not a curated record. Bases 71 to 313 code for a protein of 80 amino acids. The transcript has 2 exons.
GCGGAUUCAUCUUAGACUUGACUUCAUCCUCCAAGAACCUUAACCACAUUACCCCUCGUCAACCUUCACUAUGCUUGCUAGAACUCUUGUUCUCCUCUUGAUCGCCUCUUUGGGUGCUGUGGGUGCCCCGGUCAAGCGCGACGAAGAGGGCACUGUCAUCGUCGACCCGGCGCGUGAGAUCAUCUGGACCAAGAACUACGGAGAGUACGAGAAACGUGAAGAAGACGGGGCUGUUGUCGACCCCGCGCGCGAAAUCAUCUGGACCAAGAAUUAUGGAGAGAUAAAGGUGGAAGGGCUCAAAUCUGGAAACUGA